AUGGCCGGAGCAGCAAACGAUCUGAAGCUACUGGGCAUGUGGGCGAGCCCGUAUGUCCUGCGGGUGCGCCUUGCUCUCAGCAUCAAGGGCAUCAGCUACGAGUACACAGAGGAGGACCUCCGGCACAAGAGCGAGCUGCUCCUCCGGUCAAACCCCGUCCACAACAAGGUCCCCGUGCUGAUCCACGACGGCAAGCCCGUCUCCGAGUCUUGUUGA
Triticum turgidum subsp. durum (durum wheat) is the source of this 216-nucleotide messenger RNA. Lineage: Eukaryota; Viridiplantae; Streptophyta; Magnoliopsida; Poales; Poaceae. The record is from the annotation of a GenBank genome assembly.